AUGUCUGGGAUUUCAGGAUAUAGGAGCCUUGCACCUAAAACAAAGAAUGCUAUAGUUGCUGGGGGGCUGUCAGCUUUUGUGUUUGGAGUAUAUUUCUACACCAUGAGAGCUGUUGGAGGCACAGAUGAAUUGCAAGUGGCUAUAAAUAAGUUCGAGGAGGAAAAAGGUCAGAAGGAGGCUGAAGCAAGCAUGCCAUCAAAGGGUUGA
Molecule: messenger RNA, 207 nt
Organism: Prunus armeniaca (apricot)
Lineage: Eukaryota; Viridiplantae; Streptophyta; Magnoliopsida; Rosales; Rosaceae
Source: the annotation of a GenBank genome assembly